AUGGAGAAUGAUGUAGCUAUAGACCUUGAAGCAAUGUUGAAGAACGCUCAACCUUUGUUUACAACCAAAAGCUGCUGCUACAAGGUGCCCCAUAAAAUCCGGCAAUUAAACGAAGAUGCAUACACCCCAACGGUUGUUUCAAUUGGUCCUCUUCAUCAUGGGAAUUCCAGAUUGAUAACCAUGGAAAGCCACAAACAGGUCUAUUGUCAACAUUUCAUUCAAAGAUCGAAUGCAAGUUUAACCGAUUUGGUGAGUUGUGUGCAACAGUUAGAACCACAAAUCCGUGCAUGUUACUUGGAGAAAAUUAACCUCACAGUAGACGAAUUGGUGAAGGUGAUAUUCAUAGACUGUUGUUUCGUACUUGAGCUUUUCCUCAAAGAUGAGUGGAUGAUAAAUGAUGCUAUCUCUUCAAAACCGUGGAUGAGUACUCGGGUAAUACAUGAUUUAUUAUUACUUGAGAAUCAGAUUCCUUUCUUUGUUUUUGACAAGAUAUACAAUCCAGCUUUUGCUUCUCGCUUAAAUGGUGAUCAUGAUCUAUUCCCUUCAUUUAUGUCGGUUGCUGUUACUUAUUUUUCAAUGUUCAACAAACAAGGAUUGUUAUUACCAUCAGCUAUAGUACAUUUCACUGAUCUGAUUAGAUACUUCAUCUUGCUACCAUCUCAUACAAGACUUUCAAGGAACCCUGAACUGUUAGUUCUUGGUCACAGUGCAUCUGAAUUAGUUGAAGCAGGAGUCAAGUUCAUAGUAAAUAAAUCAUCAUGCAUGCUAGACCUGGAAUUUGAUCAUGUGUCAUUAUCCUAA
Messenger RNA from Arachis duranensis, 801 nucleotides. RefSeq names its product UPF0481 protein At3g47200-like. The transcript is spliced from 2 exons. Bases 1 to 801 code for a protein of 266 amino acids. NCBI's taxonomy places the organism in Eukaryota, Viridiplantae, Streptophyta, Magnoliopsida, Fabales, Fabaceae. The record is from RefSeq and is a predicted model, not a curated record.